Molecule: messenger RNA, 871 nt
Organism: Phytophthora nicotianae INRA-310
Lineage: Eukaryota; Oomycota; Peronosporomycetes; Peronosporales; Peronosporaceae
Exons: 7
Coding region: 51-752 (233 amino acids)
Cellular component (GO): nucleus; cytoplasm
Molecular function (GO): protein binding
Source: RefSeq, a predicted model, not a curated record
AAGUGGCCUCGCUCUUUGUUUAGAAAAUUUGGUGCAGCUCAAGCAUCACGAUGGACGUGGGAAACCAGCAAGCACAGGAAGGAGUCAUUCGCUCGCAUAUUGACCUUGCAGAGGCAGCGGCUAACGGCUCUCGUGGAAUGGUUGAGUUUCUGCUGGACAACGGCAUGCACAUUGAUACCCCAGGAAAAGAUGGGACGACGCCACUGUGUGCUGCUGCUCUGUGGGGAAACGAUGCCAUGGUCGCUUACUUGCUCGACAAAGGCGCAGACGUAUCUGCUAGAAACGAAGGCACGGGGUGGACAGCUUUGCAUGCAGCUUCGUUUCAAGAACACGGGAAGGUCGUUCGAAUCCUCUUGGGUCAUAAAGGUGAUCCGAAAAUGGUCGACGCAGAAGGGAGAAGAGCAGUGGACUACGCCAGCAUCUCGGAGGCUAUUUGGCCAUUCUUCGCCGCACAAGGAUGUACCAAGAGUUCAAAGUCGGACCUUAUCGCGAAAGGAAUCAUUCGUAAAAUACAGGAACGGCCUGAACAGAUGCAAGCAAAUGACAAAUCCGAGAGUAUCUCGUCUUUCUCCCGUCCUGGGUCCUCCUACAUAAGAGCGCAGAUGUAUCCACCGCUCAUACGUCAGCAAAGUCCCGCAAUCAAGUCGCGUGAUGGACGGAUAUUUACCGGCCCCAUUGAUCCUCUCGGUGAUAUGCCUGCCGAGCGCGAAUCGAACCAGCGGAGCCCGUCACUGAAGAGGUUGGGCAUCUAGAGAUCGAGUGUAGCAAGUUGAAGUGUGCUCUGAAGUAACAGUGUCUUUUCGACCAAUGAAUUUGCUUGAUGCAUAAAAAAGAUGGUAUGCAGUAAUAUAGGUUUAUCUUAUUUUUCGGG